Messenger RNA from Phodopus roborovskii (desert hamster), 1333 nucleotides. It is a transcript of the gene Fdps, whose product is annotated as farnesyl diphosphate synthase. Gene Ontology annotation, cellular component: cytoplasm. Gene Ontology annotation, biological process: trans, trans-farnesyl diphosphate biosynthetic process. The coding region runs from base 16 to 1278 and encodes 420 amino acids. Lineage: Eukaryota; Metazoa; Chordata; Mammalia; Rodentia; Cricetidae. Gene Ontology annotation, molecular function: (2E,6E)-farnesyl diphosphate synthase activity; dimethylallyltranstransferase activity. The record is from RefSeq and is a predicted model, not a curated record. The transcript is spliced from 10 exons.
CCAUGCCCACUCAGGAUGUCCCUGUCCCGCUUGCUGAGAUCUGCAGGGGUCUUCCUGUUGCCGGCCCCCUGCUGGGCACCCCGGGAGAGGUGGCUUGGUUCCCUACAACGACCCUCCCUGGCAUAUGGGUGUCCAGUCCUGGGGGCCUGGCACAGUGCCCGCUGGUGGUGCAAAGUGUGGACAGAGCAGCCUCGAGUAUUUUGCUCGUCUCUCAGAAUGAAUGGGAACCAGAAAUUGGAAGCUUGUAACCAAGAAAAGCAGGAUUUCAUCCAGCACUUCUCCCAGAUCAUGAAGGUGUUGACUGAGGACGGGCUAGACCACCCAGAGACUGGCGAUGCCAUUACCCGGCUCAAGGAGGUCCUAGAGUACAAUGUUGUGGGAGGCAAGUACAAUCGGGGUUUGACUGUGCUGCAAGCAUUCCGGGAGCUGGUGGAGCCGAGGAAACAGGAUGCUGAGAAUCUUCAGCGGGCCCUGACUGUGGGCUGGUGUGUAGAACUGCUCCAGGCGUUCUUUCUUGUGUCGGAUGACAUCAUGGACUCCUCCCUCACUCGCCGCGGACAGAUCUGCUGGUAUCAGAAGCCAGGCAUAGGCUUGGAUGCCAUCAAUGACGCCGUGCUUCUGGAAGCCUGCAUCUACCGCCUACUGAAGUUCUACUGCAGGGAGCAGCCCUACUACCUGAACCUUCUGGAGCUCUUUCUACAGAGUUCUUAUCAAACGGAGAUCGGGCAGACUCUCGACCUCAUCACAGCACCCCAGGGCCAUGUGGAUCUUGAUAGAUACACUGAAAAGAGGUACAAAUCUAUUGUCAAGUACAAGACAGCUUUCUAUUCUUUCUACUUGCCUGUCGCAGCUGCCAUGUACAUGGCAGGCAUUGAUGGGGAGAAGGAACACGCCAAUGCUAUGAAGAUCCUGCUGGAGAUGGGCGAGUUCUUUCAGAUCCAGGACGACUACCUUGAUCUCUUUGGUGACCCCAGUGUGACCGGGAAGGUUGGCACUGACAUCCAGGACAACAAAUGCAGCUGGCUGGUGGUUCAGUGUCUGCAGCGAGCCACUCCUCAACAGCGCCAGAUCCUAGAGGACAAUUAUGGGCAGAAGGAUCCAGACAAGGUGGCCCAGGUAAAAGCACUGUAUGAAGCGCAGGAUCUGCCGGCUGUGUUCUUGAAGUACGAGGAAGACAGUUACAACCGCCUCAAGAGCCUCAUAGAACAGUACUCUGCGCCCUUGCCCCCAGCCAUAUUCUUGGAAUUAGCAAAAAAGAUCUACAAGCGGAAAAAGUGAUCUCGAGAUUGCAAAGGCUUGGAGGGGAGGGAUCUUAAUAAAUUAUUGUACAACA